AUGACGACGCACAAAGAUAGUGUUCGCUCGUGUCCCACGCUUCCGAUCUCUUUCGCCAUCGCAGCCGCGUGGGAUGGCGCCUCCAAGACCCCAGCCCGAUGCCUUCUGGACCCCAGCCCGUCGCCUUCGCUUUCCACGCCUGUCGCCUUCACUUCCCCUCCCCCGUCACCUUCACUUCCCCUCCCCCCGUCGCCUUCACUUCCCCCCACCCCGUCGCGCAACAUUCCCCCUCCCGUCGCCUUUCCCGCCCGUCGCCUUCGCUUCUCCCGCCCGUCGCCUUCCCUUCCUCUACCCAUCGCUCUCGCUUCCCCCGCCCGUCGCACUCGCUUCCCCUGCCCGUCGCACUCGCUUCCCCCGCCCGUCGCACUCGCUUCCCCGCCCGUCGCACUCGCUUCCCCGCCCGUCGCACUCGCUUCCCGGCCCGCGCUUCCCCCGCCCGUCGCUCUCGCUUCCCCCGCCCGUCGCACUCGCUUCCCCCGCCCGUCGCACUCGCUUCCCGCCAGUCGCACUCGCUUCCCCGCCCGCGCUUCCCCCGCCCGUCGCACUCGCUUCCCCCGCCCGUCGCACUCGCUUCCCGCCCGUCGCCACCACUACCCCUCCCAUUGCCGUUCACUCUCUCCAUCUCACGCUCUCCCCCUCGCUCACUCGCUUGCCCACCCGCAAUCUCUUCUCUCCUGCUCACUCCCCUCCCCCCUGCUCACUCUCUUCCCCCCUGCGCACUGCACACUCUCUUCCCACCCCCCUUACUCUCUUCCCCCCUACGCACUGCACACUCUCUUCCCACCCCCCUCACUCUCUUCCCGCCCGUCGCACUGCACACUCUCUUCCCACCCCCCACACUCUCUUCUACCCUGCGCACUGCACACUCUCUUCCCACCCCCCACACUCUCUUCUCCCCUGCACACUGCACACUCUCUUCCCACCCCCCUCACUCUCUUCCCCCCUGCGCACUGCACACUCUCUUCCCACCCCCCACACUCUCUUCUCCCCUGCGCACUGCACACUCUCUUCCCACCCCCCACACUCUCUUCUCCCCUGCGCACUGCACACUCUCUUCCCACCCCCCUCACUCUCUUCCCCCCUGCGCACUGCACACUCUCUUCCCACCCCCUUUACUCUCUUCCCCCCUACGCACUGCACACUCUCUUCCCACCCCCCUCACUCUCUUCCCGCCCGUCGCACUGCACACUCUCUUCCCACCCCCCUCACUCUCUUCCCCCCUGCGCACUGCACACUCUCUUCCCACCCCCCUUACUCUCUUCCCCCCUACGCACUGCACACUCUCUUCCCACCCCCCUCACUCUCUUCCCGCCCGUCGCACUGCACACUCUCUUCCCACCCCCCACACUCUCUUCUCCCCUGCGCACUGCACACUCUCUUCCCAACCCCCUCACUCUCUUCUCCCCCAUCCGUGUUCACUCUCUUUCCCCUUUUUUUCUCACCCCUCUGCCCCGUCCACAUCCAACCCUCGCUUAUCUGCCAUACCCCCUCUUCCAUCCCCGUUCUAUCACAGAACCAUGCUUGAACAGGUGCCCACCACCAUGA
Closterium sp. Naga37s-1 is the source of this 1545-nucleotide messenger RNA. Lineage: Eukaryota; Viridiplantae; Streptophyta; Zygnematophyceae; Desmidiales; Closteriaceae. The record is from the annotation of a GenBank genome assembly.